This is a messenger RNA of Cydia splendana, 4710 nucleotides long. It is a transcript of the gene hzg, whose product is annotated as carboxy-terminal domain RNA polymerase II polypeptide A small phosphatase 1. Bases 148 to 1017 code for a protein of 289 amino acids. The record is from RefSeq and is a predicted model, not a curated record. The transcript has 6 exons. Gene Ontology annotation, molecular function: RNA polymerase II CTD heptapeptide repeat phosphatase activity. NCBI's taxonomy places the organism in Eukaryota, Metazoa, Arthropoda, Insecta, Lepidoptera, Tortricidae.
UUUUUAUGUUGGUUGCACUUGAAGUUGGUAUUUGCCAAGAGCCUGCCAUUUUGUAAGAUAGAAGGGAGAUAAAAAAUAGUUUUAUGGUGUUAAAAUUUUACAAAACCUUCGUUGCCAUUUAUAUUAAGGCCCAAAACAAAUGUUUAAAUGGACGCAUCGUCCAUUAUAACUCAGGUGUCUCGGGAUGACGAGCAAUUAAACAAUUAUGGAUCCGACAGAGGGUCAUCCCCUGGCGGGCAGCACAGUGAAGGUGAUGGCACGCCAGUGUCGACUCCCCUGGGCAGUAAAAAGUCCGGGGGUGGCGGAUUCCUGCGGUCGCUACUGUGCUGUUGGCGCGGUGGCCGCGGGAAGGGCCCCCCUGGCAAUGGCACAAACAGUGUGGAUGGCAGGGCUUCACCGCCCCUGCUCAUCAUGGCAGACCAUGCUCCCCGACCACUGUUACCACCGAUUAGACACCAGGAUAUGCAUAAAAAGUGUAUGGUGAUAGACCUGGAUGAGACGUUAGUGCACAGCUCUUUCAAGCCAAUAAACAACGCGGACUUCGUCGUACCGGUCGAAAUUGACGGCUCCGUGCACCAAGUGUACGUCCUCAAGCGACCGCACGUCGACGAGUUCCUGCGGCGGUGCGGCGAGCUGUACGAGUGCGUGCUGUUCACCGCCUCGCUCGCCAAGUACGCGGAUCCCGUGGCCGAUCUUCUCGACAGAUGGGGCGUGUUCCGAGCGCGCUUAUUCCGGGACAGCUGCGUGUUCCACCGCGGCAACUACGUGAAGGACCUCAACAGCUUGGGCCGGGAUCUACGGCGCGUCGUUAUAGUCGACAACUCGCCCGCCUCCUACAUAUUCCACCCGGACAAUGCAGUCCCCGUCGCGUCGUGGUUCGACGACAUGACAGACUCGGAACUGUUGGACUUGAUACCGUUUUUCGAGAAACUGAGCAAGGUGGACAGUGUAUACACAGUGUUGCGCAAUUCCAACCACCCGUACAACCCCACGCAGAACAACUCGCCGAGCACAUAGCCCGGCCCGCCGGCGCGCCGCGCCCGCACGGAGCGGCGGCGCGAGCGGGCCGCGCGAGACGCGCGAGUCAUGCGCGAGCUGCGCGCCCUGCGCAUGCGCGUGCACGUGCGCGGGUGGAGCGCGCGAGCUCGCGCCGGCGCGGCGCUCGAGCGCGCGAGUCUCGAGCGCGCGAGUCUCGAGCGCGCGAGUCUCGAGCCCGCGGCCCCCGCCCCGCCCGCGCCGCACACCCUCCUCGAAACACUCAUUAAGAAAGGAGCGAAUUUCGUCUUAAGUGCCAAUUUUGCCUUCUGGAUAGUAAGGACGUUAUUUGUACCUAUUUUACAGUUUAGGUAUUUCUUAGUGCGUAAGUGGUCAGUAUGAUGGAUUUGUGAUUCUAUAUAUAUUUUUCACCGGUUUAUUUGACUCGCUGUCGAGCUUGCGGUAUUAUGUGCGUGUUCUUAUGUGAUCCGACUGUAUUUAGGAGUUUGACUAACUUAAAAAAAUUAUGUCUUAAAGUACGCAUUCGGGUUACCGAUACUAACGAUAAAUGAAUUUGCAAUUUUUUUCCAAUGACAACCUUUUUAUAUCGUGCUUGGGAUCAAAUAUAAAUAAGUUAGAUAUUUUUACCUAAAACGUCUUAGCGGACGCCAUCAUUCAUUAAACAAUAUUUCACAAUAUUUUAAUUGUACAUAGAUUGCAUCUUUGACUCUAAAUCAAAUCUGAAUCGAUGGACUUUUACAUAAUCGCUUAUCUCAAAAUCGAUGUGUUCCCGUACUGGACAAUUGUAAAUAUUAAAGUUUUUAUAUACUACAGCUGAUAGCUUCAAUCAUAUAGGUAUAUCGGAAUCAUGGUAGUGUACAUAUAGUUAAAUGAAAUAAUAUAAGCCAGCAGAAAUGCACUUGAGGUGAAUUUAAUCGCACUAACCGAGGUCGAUGUUGCAGUCAAAAAUGAAAUAAAACAAUAUAAUGAAUUAUUUUAAAUAAUUAUUUUAGUUAUCGCUUAUAAAAUUGACUCUUCCAAUAAUUUGACAUACAAAUUAUAAUUUUAAAUUAUUUUAUCCCUUAAUUUUACUACUUAAAAUAAAUAUGUUAACCUAUUUGAAGCACUUAGUGUUACACAGCCUGUGUAAGGUUUGUGCACAUUAGACGUAAUUUUGUAACGUAUUGUUACUAUAGGUGUAUAUUUAUUGUGUACAUACCUUGGUGUUUACCGUUAAGGCACUGCGGACUUAUCUUUAACGGUCCUCGUAAGUCCACACGUACUUGUACAGUCGCCAUCAGAUAUAUCGGAGCGGCCAAGGUGUUCACAAUAUCUGAACACGCGCUCUAACGCCCUGACAAUAGAGGCGUGUUCCGAUAUUUGUGAGCACCUUGGCCGCUCCGAUAUAUCUGAUGGCGACUGUACUUGUACAAGUACAAAUUCAAUUCGAGUUUUGAACUUGAGUAUAAAAGUAAAUGAAAGUUCGAAUUUCAAAAGCGUAUAAAAUAAAUUGGCUUAGGUCUUACAGGGUUAAGGCAAACGAACCUUCGAAUGCCUGUUAGAAUCCACCUAUAAUAGACAAUAUAAUUAAAUUUCAAUCAUAUGGAAAACACGGUAGCCAUCCACCACAAGCCAAUCUAAGUUUAAACGAAAUAACACUUUCUGAUUACUUGCAAUAAGGUCUCAAAUAUCUUGGAGAUACGUAGCUGAAGAUAAGUUCGUGGUGUCACACAGUUCCCAAUGCAUUGACGACAAUAAACGUCAUUCGAGUGUCAUACAAAUCAUUUUAAUGUAAUUUAUUGAAUAUGUUUAUAUUGAACACGGGUGGUCAGUUCAAUUUGGCAUCUUAAUGUAUUAACUCUGCUCUCAUAUAAGUAUUUAGCUAUUUCUAUAUCCGAUUUAUGUCUGAAUUAAUAAAUGAUAUUCACGUUCUAUGAGAGCAGAACACUGCACGUAUUUUUAUGUCAUCUCAGUAUUAACCUAGUGUAAUAAUCGAUGCCAUAAAACAAUGAAUGGUAGAUAUACGCAUACUUAUGUCGUCAUAAUUGUAAAAUACUACCUGUUAAUCUCUCAAUCGCGUGUCACGAGAAAAUGUGAUCAUUAUUAUGUACUCUCCAAAGGUUGCUUUCGCAAUAUAGUUGAUUUGAUACAAGCUUGAGGUUAACAGUGUUUUAAAUAUUGACUGUCUUACAUUAAAAUAACUAAUAGUGGAAUAGGAUUAUUUGCAACAAGAAAUCAUGCGUAUUGGGACAAGAGUGGAUACUUUUUGGAGCGCUGGACAUUCGUACCCAAAAGAUACCCCUCUUUGACACAAGUUGAUGGUAUCUGACACAUAUAAGCUAGCGUGCAAACUAGUAUGCAUAGUUAUCGUUUAAUUUCUUGUUGUAAAUGUAUUGAUCGCGGCAUAACUAAAGUAACAUAGUGUAGACAUUUGACAAUGAUCGAUCAGAAGAAAUGAAUACUUGCAAUUGUUUUAACAUAUUGUUUUCGUCAAUAUACAGCUAUUUCGUGAAUUGACAUCUUUUAUAAGGUACAAAUAGUUCGUUAAAAGGCAUCUAAGACGUCAAAUAGAAAAACCGUUUCGGUAUUAACCUUUUGACCGCCACAAACGGCUGUGACAAUCAUCGGAAAGUCUUGUCAAAGACGCCAACGACGACUACAGCCGUCAGCUUCGCCAAUGCAAUAGAGACUUACGCGGGACUUCGUAAAAUUCAAUUUCGCUUAAAUAAUCGCGAUCGCCUGGCGUCCGGGGCACGUCAUAUUCCUUCGCCGUCUGGCUUUCAAAAGGUUAACAAUUAAAUUAUUUGUUCUUUUAAAAGGACAUCGGGCUGAAAUUAAUUUUAUAGAAGAGGUAAUUACGUUAUUUAAUAUUGUCUAUACUUUAGCACCGCGAGCUGUUCCUAAGACAUCCAACGCCAUACUGAACUUAUGACCUAUGCCUUUUUAAAAUAUAAAUAAAACGACUUAUAAAAAACUGUCCCGGAUCGCACUAAAUUCAAAAUUGUAACAUUUUUAUAAAGUUUCGAUUAAUUAGGUGAACAUAAUGGUGCUUUCAGUAUUAGUUGUGUAAGCGGCGACUAUAGGAGUUCUAUAAUACUAGAAACGCACAUUUGGCUCUAAAUUGGUUCGAUUCGAUAAUUGCGGGCAGAGGUUGUGAACAGACAAAUUCAAAUGCAGUAAUUUUACACACUUUAUGUAGAUGAUUUUGUCUAGAAAGAUUAUUUUGAUGUUUGAUAUCAUUCUCUUGAGUCUUCUGUUCUAUACAGGACAAAAUGACGAAGAGAACGGAAAAUAAAUCACAAAUAAUCUUUUUGGUAUAAAGCUUCUUUAUUUACAUUUCCCAUUCCUUUUUAAACUAUCUACUAUUCUGUGAAAUCGUCUUCAUUUUGGCAACAUGCCAUCUAUUUAUUGUUUUAUAUUAGUUGCUUAGCAAAAUGGUUUUAUUGUUUUUUAUGUAAUGUUUUUAAACAAUAUCAAUAUAUUAUUGUUUUAGUAGCGACAUAAUAAAAAGAGAAACGUUGGUCUUCUUUAGGAAACCUUACUAAUGCGCAAUUGCCUUUCUUUUUUAAUGUAUAAUUUCUCUGAACAUUUAAACGGACGUCCAAUCACAGCCGCCUUUAGAAUCACCUUAAGAUACCACAAUUUUAAAUAUUCGCAUUAAAGCAGUUUCUAUUAGGAUGGCUUACUUCCCUCUUUUUACUAUGUUAGCGCUGUAAAUAAGAUUUUAAAAACAAA